Messenger RNA from Spirometra erinaceieuropaei, 9467 nucleotides. NCBI's taxonomy places the organism in Eukaryota, Metazoa, Platyhelminthes, Cestoda, Diphyllobothriidea, Diphyllobothriidae. The record is from the annotation of a GenBank genome assembly.
AUGCCUGCCGACAGAUUUCAGUUCGAUGACAGUGGCGAUACAUUUUGCUGCUUUCUUGUAGCACUUUUUACAGUUGUUCUUCUUCCACUAACUUACUUCUUUUGGCCAAAACCCGAGCCUCGAGGUACUAUUUAUCUUACUUUUCUAUGAGUACUAGAAUCGAAUGAAUCCCUGAAAAAACGAUGUCAGUGCCCACCUUGCCAGGUUAAAAGGAAUACUCUUCGUUCCACAACAUGUAAAAAACAAGUUAAAAGAUGUGCUAUGUAAGUUUAGUCGUCGCGUAUAUUGGAUGUUUAGCAAAACUGCCUUUUUGGUAGCAUGGUGUUUCCUUUUCCUACUAAUAUUCAAACUAUCGAAAAUUGAAGGUCAUGUACCCGCCUUUGAUCCUUUCCUGGAAUUGUCAAUAGAUAGGGUAAGCUUUCUAUUGUAUUUAGUAUGUUCGACUUCAGGAUGCUUCGCCUGCUGAAAUAAAGAAGGCUUAUAAAGCAUUGUCUCUGAUUCACCACCCGGAUCGGGGUGGUGAGGAACAAAAAUUCAUUCGCAUAUACAAGGCAUACGCUGCGUAAGUUUUGCUUUUUGCAUUUAUUUCAAUAUCUUUCGUGAGUUGUCCUGCAUUCUAUAGUCUUUUUUGAAAACUCAUGAACUUUCAUGAGUAGAUACGUUGUCAACCUAUUCCAUCGUUAUUUUCUCAUGCAUUUGUCAACGUGCCUUCUAGGGCAGCAAGCUAGGAGAAAAUAAUCCUAUAUACACCAUUUUUCAUGUUCUAGAUUUGGCCGCACGUAGUCGGCUUCUUUGUCACGCGUCUCUCGACUUUCUCUAAUCACAGUUUCACGCUUCCACCGUAAACCGGGCGGGAAAACUCCCUUUUGAGCGUUAUGGGUUUUUAUUAUUCUGAGGGUAUAGUGCCGUUUUCUGCUAGGUGCCAUGCCGUAUUUGACCCAGGGCGCAACCGAGAACCACCACGGUGCAGGAGGUUGUGACGAGACGAUGUUGUAUUGUUAUACCAAAAUUUGCCACGGUUGUACACUCUUUUAGCAAGUUCAUGAAUUGUAACCAAAGGAGUAGUCGUUCCACCGUAUCAGAUUCCACAUUUGCCUAAUUUAACAUGUUGCUUAUUUUAUUUUGCCUUUUCCGGCUUUAACUUUGAUUUUUGAUGUUGGUCCAGCUCUUCUAUUUUUGCGUCUUUCUGCAUUCACUGUUGCAUUUCUAUUUAAAGCCGCACAUGCGCUUCGUUGGUAGUGACGUGCUUUCUUUACUGCUUCUUUACAUUUAGCCUUACUGACGAAACUGCAAAGAAAAACUGGCAGGAAUAUGGCAAUCCGGAUGGGCCUGAAGGUAAGGAGCUUUUAAACUGUCCUUUUAUUUCGAGAUAAACGUAAUGUAUGAUACUGUGCUACCUAUGUCUCUUGUUAACAAAUAAAUAAGUGUUCGGCUUCAGUACCAAACCGAUGCUUUGUAAUGGUAGUAAGAGUCCGCAAAAUGAUUAUAAGUGGGAUAUUGAAUGAAUGUUGUCAGUGCAAGACAUGACCCUUCUAUCUUAAUUUGCAAAGUCAUGAAAAAUCGGGUUCCCCAUCAAUCCAUGCAAAUUAGCUUUCAUAUUAGUGCACGUGAUAUGUCGACUGCUUCAAGCGCCACUCGACAGCUCAAAAGCACGCCAAAAGAUAGACGCGUCGCCCAAGUAGACCAGUACUCUAUAUCGCUCCGAAGUUGUCUUGUCGACGGCUUUGCAUUGCUUUCAGAAAAAUCUCUUGUGGACAUACUAGCAUUGCCGUAUCUACCACACUUAUUUGUUUUGUGAGACUCCAAAGAUCUGUAAAUAGCGCUAUUUCAUUGUACGAAGUGCUCAUCCGUUACAGAGCCAGUCCAUUGUAUUUCAACAUGUUGUCUUGCACGUUAGAAGUGCUACAUACAUUGUGCUGACAUCAAUAUCUACCAUACUUCCAGAACCUCCGCCAGGGUGGCCCAUUGCCAUUUCCCGCUUGUGCGUAUCUUAGUUAUAGAAUGUAGCCGCUUUUGUCUUUACGAAAAUAGUGCUCGUUCUAUCUUUUGACAUAUUCAGAAUUGUCAUAGGUCACUUUGCCUAGCCACCUGAGUUGCGAGGUCCCACUGGGAGUCAUGAGCUUAGCCACAUCUUUGUUAAGUUGCCGCCCUGUUUACUGCAAGGUAUGAAAUGCACUAAUUCUAAUACAAUAGGCCGACAGCCUAAAUGUGAUUAAACCGACGGCUCCCGAUUGUGCCUCGUAGCGCAUCACCUGUGCUCAAGCCUUGCCUUUGAUGUUGUGGGCUCGAAUCCCACUGAUACCAUCGAGUUUUCGCAACUGGAUCAAAUGAACUAUUCAAAAUCUGCCAAAGCACCUGUUUGUACAAUGGAGUUUUACUUUGUUGGUGCUUUGCACAUAUCAUGUGUCAUCAGGUUUAAGCAUGGAAACUUUUUCCAAUUAUUUAAGACGUUUACUGUCGCUUAAAUGCCCUCCCCUCUUUUGUACGGCCCGUAACAUGUCUGUCCGCACUGCAUGAAUUUUGUCUCGUCCCCACGCCUUGGAUAGUCCCCGCCAUAUUCACCUACACUGGGUCCUUCAGAUAGUCCACAUGAAAACAAGGUCGAGUGGUGUCAAGUCAGGCGAUCGUGGUGGCCGGUUGAUAUCUGAUUCCCGCGAGAUUAUCAACUCUUCGAGGAUCCACGUUGCGACUUUGACCGUAUGCGCGAUUACGCUAUCUUGUCACCGUGUCUCAGGCCUGUUGGGUAUUGCCUGCUGGUUGUUGUCGGCCCCACGUAUCCGUAAUGCCGACUUCGCUCUGAUAAAUCGACCGUCCAAGUAGCCUUUUGGCUUUACCCCUCACCAGACCGAGGUAGCGCAAAUCACGCUGGUGGGUAACCAUCGGCUUCUAUGUGCUCAAACAAAAUGGUAUUUUGCCGAUCCACAGAACCGCUAGGGUAAGUGUCGACUUCAUCUACGGUGGCGUAGAGGUAACGCGUACAUGCUCUGCGUGUUAGGCUGAUGAAGAGCCAAUUUGUGAAAUAUAGUUCAAUGGCUUUUACGUUGAGAUGCGUUAUUGGAGAAUUCGCAGGUAAGUAAUUCUCAAGGUCUGAACUGAAGACCAAAACAUAUUUGUGUCGGAAGGGUUGUUGAUUUUUAAUUCGCAAAACCCUUUGUAUUACGUUCGCUGUGGUGUCGACACAAAAUACCGAAUCAAGGUCCUUUUCUUGACAGAGCAGUCUGCCAUGAAAUUAUUGAUUGGCGUCUUUUUUACCCGGUUAGCGACUUUCUUCUGUUUGGCAAAAAAUCAUGCAGUAAACGCAUGAAUCUCUGUUGACAAACUUUUCACUGGUCUGGCAAGACCUGUGGCUCUUGUUAGGAAAUAUUUACCAGUAAAUGUUUGCUAAAGCAUAUUUAUUUGGUCGAAAUGGUCGCCUGCUUGUCAUGCAUCAGGGCGAAAACAUUUUACAUGACCUAUUGUAAGCCUUCAAGUCAACGGGAAACUCAUUCUUCAAAAGCAUACCCUAUUCGGUACUGUUUAACGAUUGCCUAUUACCAGAUACGGUUUCCCGCUGCUGGUUUCCACUUUGGUUCCACAUGGCACAUUCAGUUUUGGCUGACGUCUGUAAAAUAAAAGCGUGCAUUUCUGUUUGCAAAGUUUUCGACCCGACGGGAUCUUUUGAACUUACUUGGAAAUAUCUACUGGCAAGCUUUGACGAGAGUAUAUUUGAGCGAGACGGCCAAAUUAUUUCUAAUUGACUAAACAUACAGACAUUUUGUAAUCCUCCAAGGCAGCGAGGGACUCUCUUUUCGAACAUGUACUUUACUCAGUGCGUUUCAACGAUUGCUUCAAAACUUCUAGACGGAACCUGAAAACGCUUCGGGAAACUAUCCAACGAUUUCUUUUCAUUCGUUCUAGCUAUCAACUUUGGUAUCGCUCUUCCAAAAUGGAUGAUCAAGAAGGAAAACAACUUCCUGGUUGUGGGAGCCUAUGCCCUUGUGUUCAUGUUCAUCCUUCCCCUUGUUGUCGUAAGUCUACAGACUUAACUCUAUUGUUGCUAAUCAUAAGAAUGAUUCGAGGUGGCCGUUGUUAGGUAGACUUUAUGGUAUGGGUUGGGCUGUUUGCGCUGGUUUCAGCUGUCGUAACUGGCGGGUUUCGUGACGAGAAGACACUAGCUGUUUCACUUUUGACUUCGGGCGUGAACGCUUCGAAAUGGCCCGGUUUACAACGUUCAGUCUCCAAGCUGUCCGUGUUUUCGACCCUUUCAACACAUUUCCGGAGUAAUAAGUGGGCUAACUUUGGGGAAUUCGUUUGAUUUAAUUAGGGGUAAGAUCUCCAGACUGGAGCUUUUUGUAGUAACCCCACGGUUAGUACCCCGGCUAUUUUCAGCAUAUACAUAUAAUGGUAGGGGACGCUCACCGAUCGUUCUUACGGAACUUACUCGUUCCGUUGUGCAUUGCGGGCUCUCUCUCGAGCCCAACCAACAGCCACAUAGCGGCGAAUGAUAUAGGCGGAAUAGCAUUACCGACAAAGACAAGGGAGACUGGAAUGACCAUUUCUGGCUUAUUGGCCGUCCUCAUCCAGUCAUACCCAACCCCGAAAUGUUGAACACCUGGGACUCGAACUCGCGACCUGUUUGUUUAGAAGUCAACGCCUCUACUCACCGGGCCACGAGCCCGUUGCCCUGUCAGUUUCGAUUGGGAAUAUACAAUGGUAGAAGAGCGCUUACCGAUCGUUCUUACGGAACAGGUCGCGAGUCCGAGCCCCGGUGUUCCACACUUCGGGGUUGGGUAUGACUGGCAGACGGCGACUAAUAAGCCAGAAAUGGUCAUUCCAGUCUCCCUUGUCUUUGUUGGUAAUGCCAAUCUGCCCGUGUCAUGCACCGCUGUGCGCUGCUGUUUGGGCUCGAGAGAGAGCCCAUAAGGCACAACGGAACGAGUGGGUUCCGUAAGAACGAUCGGUCAGCGCCCCUCUACCAUUAUAUAUUCCCGAUCGAAACGGACAGGACAACGGGCCCGUGGCCCAGUGGUUAGAGGCGUUGGACUUCUAACUAACAGGUCGGAAGUUCGAGCCCCAGGUGUUGAACAUUUCGGGGUUGGGUGUGACUGGCUGAUCGCGGCUAAUAAGCCGGAAAUGUCCAUUCCAGUCUCCCUUGCCUUUGUCGGCAAUAACAUUCUGCAUAUAUAUUUAUAUAUCAAGGCAAUAAUUCCUGAAAUAAUUAAGUGCAGGACACGGAGUUAUGCACCCGGAUGGACAUUACGUGAUUAAUUCACAGCAGUUCAUUGUUUCCGACCCAAAUGUUCAUUUGAAUUUCCGGUAUGACCCUAAAAAGUUGUCUCGGCCACUUUACUCCAUGUUCAGCACUUAAUAAUUUCGGGAAUUAUUAUCUUGGUAUGCAUGUAUAUUUAUUAUAUUCACUCAGGAAUGGGCCACACCGAUCCAUUGGCUUCCCGAAGCAAACGGGCUUCGUAUGGGUGAUAGAGGGUCACUAACAGGCAUCCGCCUAUCAGACCGAAGUCGGCCAAGCUCUGAUAGCAGAGGGGAGACGACAGAGUCGGGGGGGAGGUAGAUUAAUACAGCACUGUUUCGGGCUUGUUUGCCAUCAUUCAGCCAAUUACAACCCUGACCAGCAGCUGGGGCCGGAAACACAAACAUGCGCACAGACGCACCUGGCGCAUCUGGUCCACCACCAGAUAGGUCAUAAGCACUUCGUGGAACUGAAAUUCAUCAGUGUCUCGCCAUCUGCCAUUCUCUGUCGCUGCAGAUCGGGUAUUUAUUCACUCAGGAAUGAGCGCAGACCGAUCCGUUGGUUACCCAAAGCAAACAAGCUUCGUCGGCUUCGGCCUGGUAGAUGGUCACCUGUUCAUGACCCCUAUCACCUAGUGAGAUUGAAAAAGGUGUGACGGUGCCCAAAAUCACUGAAUUGCAAGGUUAAGCCCAUAACUAACUGUAGUGAUGGGAAGUCCAAAUAGUAGUUUUUGUGCCUCAUCUAGACAGUACUCUUACAAUUCCUGAUAUGCGUCUGCCUCCUCACCCAUGCCGCAAAAAAUGGUGCAUCUACUGUUAUGCAGCCACUCGUUAUCUAGAGUUUCACGGUCCCUUCGUACUUAAUCUGGCAAGACUUGUUAUUCAGGGCAAGGUUAUUGCUUAAUCUAACUAUUCAGGACACUAGUUGACAAUGAAGAUUCACUCAGGAAUGAGCGCACACCGAUCCAUUGUCUACUCGAAGCAAACAAGCUUAAGAUUGCAAUUAAGGAUAAACGAAACACAAGCCAGGGGGAGCAGAACCGAGGCAUACCGAUGGUGUCUCCUGUUGCGUAACCGGGAUGUCGGACCUGUUGUCUGGUUUCCGUAAUUUCAAACGAUCUUCCCCCUAAUACUGCGGGCAAACCGCCUUAUCGUGGUCGCCGUUUAUUCGCCGUUUUAUUUACAGUGCGUGACCGAUCUCAUGAAAUGUUGGCCGAAUUUCUGAAAUGCUUUUCCGACUAGGAAGGAUUACUUAAGAGGGGUUGUUAUACUGACUAUGAUGCAGAAUAACCCUCUGACAUUUCGGACUCGCCAGGAUGUCGGCUUUUGAAUGCACUUCCUUUUAACUUCAUGCAGAAACCACACUCGGCAAGAAAUGACUACUUAAGUAGCAUGCGUUUUUCCUGUAGAUUUUGGUGGUCUUAUAAAUUAAAAUAUAUUUUAUAGAGAACAUGCACAAAAUAUGCUUUCUUUUACUUAUUUGGCAGGAAAUCACAUUGUUUUCAUAUUUCAUAUCCGAGGAAAAUGUGCAUUUGGGUUUUAAAAAAGUUCCCCAAUUCCUGAAUAAUUUUCAGCCUGAUCUGCCGUUGCACCAGCGUUUAGCAAUUGCAGUCCAAAAGGUGCAUGCUUCCCGCGUAAUGAAAAUGAUAUAUUUCUCAACGCCUCUAAGACGACACCACAUAGAGUUCAUGAAACGUUGUAAUGGAUCCGGACUCUGUUGUACAUUUCAUGAGAAGCAUUAGUAAAUGGACAUGUGCGGUCAUGCAUGUAUGGACAUCGCACGGUUUUAAAAAUCUCAUAAUUAGAAACUUUUCCAAAAGUUAAAUAUACCAUUUCUUCGGGUAUAAAAUGUAAAGAUGACUGAAACUGCUAAACGCUGAUGCAAUGGCGGAUCAGGCUGAAAAUUAUUUGGGAAUUGGGAAACUUUUAAAACCCAAAUACACAGGUUCCUCGGGUAUAAAAUAUGAAGCCAAUGUGAUUGCCUGCCAAAUAAGCAAAAGAAAGUAUAUUUUUGUGCAUGUUUUCUAUAACAUAUAUUUGAAUUUGUAAUACCAUCAAAAAUCAAUAGAAAAAAUGCAUGCUACUUAAGUAGUAACUUUUUACCGCGUGUGGUUUCUGCAGGUGGUCAAAAGGAAGUGCAUUUAAAAGCCGACAUCCUGGCGAUUCCGAAAUGUUAUAGGGUUAUGCUGCAUGAUGAUCAGUCUAACAGCCUCACUUAAGUAAUCCCUCCUAGUCGAAAACACAUUUCAGAAUUUUGGCCAACAUUUCAUGAGAAAGGUCACGCACUGUACGUAUGCCAAAUUUGCGCCUUACUCACCAGUCUUUGUAUGCUCCCUCAGUGUCUCUGGUGGUACAACUCGAUGAAAUUCAGCAGCACCAAGGUCCUGCUGGUUACAGUGCGCCUCUUCUGCGGCAGUUUCAUGUACAACCCCUUCAUGGCCAUGCCGCGCCUCAUAAAGCUCCUCUCCUGUGCCUACGAAUUCAACAGUCAGUUCAACAAGGACAUUGUCUGCCGCCCAAGUGACAACGUGGAACUGCAUCCGGUAGGUAGUUUACCGACCUACAUAUUUAUCCUUUGUCCCACAGGGGUACAGCAGUGACUGUCGAAGCACCCUUCUCAUACUCACCUUGCUCUCACCAUGAAAAGACAAAUCCGAGACAACUGCAAUCGAACCAUGGUGCGGUGGUUAAGACGUUGAAGUCCUCCCCCCCCACUGGCGCAUGUGCUGGUUCCAUCAUCUCCAGUAUCUGCCACAAUAGUCGUGUUACGGGGGGAGCCUUUUCGGUCUUACCCUCAGUCCAGAGUCCGGUCUGUACUUCUCUACGGUUGCGAAUGCUGGGCUUUGCGCGUGGCGGAUGAGCGAAAACUGGAGGUAUUUGACCACCACUGCUUGAGGAUCAUCCUUCGAGUGAAGUUAACCGACUUCGUCCCAAAUGAGAUAGUCCGCGCUCGCUGCGACAACAUCGCGAGGAUAACUCAGGCCAUCCAAGAAAGACGACUGAGGUGGUUCGGGUAUGUUCUUCGUCGUUCACCUCAGGAGCACAGUGUUGCUGCCCUCGAUCCGGCACCGUUGCCCCAUUGGAGGCGUCGAAGAGGGGGUCAGUUCAAAACCUGGCACGACACUGUCCGUCAAGACAUGGAGGUGGUUAUUUGACCUUCGGUAUUCGGUCUCCGUCGUUGGCGAAGGGAAUGGGUUGAGCUGUCUAGAUCUGCUGCCGCCGAUCGUCACGCGUGGAGAGGUACAAUUCGGGACAUCAUCGAGGCCGGCUAGAUCAGGCAUGAUCGCAGCCGUAUCAAGUACAAGUAAGUACAGAGUAGGGUCGUGUUAUCCCGUCAACUAGUAGUCCAGCCACGGCUUCUAGCUCGUAGUUUUUAGAGACUCGUCGCUACCGUCGGUACACCGACGUACACCCCGGAAAUCCCCUCAAUAGGCUAGAGCCGUGCGGAAUGCGAGUCUCUUGGUCAUAAUUCUCCGACCCGUAACCAGUAAUUGAAAACAACAACCUCCGGCUUGUGUAUUUCUGCGAUUAAGUGUCUGCACAGAUAAAUAGCAUCGAGAAGCAGUACUGGUGAGGAUGUCGCCAAGCCAUUAUCACCUUAAUUAGUAGUACCUGUGAUGAGUUUUAGGCGACUGACUGCGGCAUAUUCAGUAUUCAAACAGAAGUCCGAAAGUUAGACCCGGUGCUCCUGCAGUGGAGUCAUCGCAUUAUACGCAUUUGCCAAUUGUGACGACUUCGUGUUCUGCCGGACAAGCUUUUUUUCUACAGGACGCCGUUACUUGCUACUCAGUUCACGCUCGUUUUUGCUUGCCUCUACAUAGAGCCUGUAUUGUGAUGUUCAACCUGCCACAGCACUCUUCUCCCCCCCACUACUUCCUACGGCUAGUAGUAUUGACGGGUGACUAAUUUGUGCCCCCACGUCUUCAGCUAAUGUAUUAGGUUUGACUUUCCGUAUAGCCGUCCCAACCGUCCUUGACGUUUGAUCAGGCCCCUGGUUUUUGUCUAUUUCUACCUCUCUGUCGCUUAUCCAUUGGUACUGGUGCAAUAGCAUUCAUACUACAUGCUGCUCAGAGAUUUGAGCCUUCCCUCUUCCUCACAUUCAGCUGAUCCAGCAAAUCCCUGCCUUCACCAUCUUUAAGAAGGCCAUUGUCGGUGCACCCUAUGCAAUCAAGGCGCGAGCUCUAAUUUACGCGCACAUGCUUCGGCUGGAUCUGCCUCCGAAAACCCUCUUCCUCGGUUAG